This is a messenger RNA of Mytilus californianus (California mussel), 2707 nucleotides long. RefSeq lists its product as uncharacterized. Gene Ontology annotation, biological process: proton transmembrane transport. The record is from RefSeq and is a predicted model, not a curated record. The transcript has a single exon. The coding region runs from base 167 to 1651 and encodes 494 amino acids. Gene Ontology annotation, cellular component: membrane. Gene Ontology annotation, molecular function: proton channel activity. NCBI's taxonomy places the organism in Eukaryota, Metazoa, Mollusca, Bivalvia, Mytilida, Mytilidae.
UUCGAUUAGCAGAAUCACAUUUCACCGAAUGAAAGCUUUCAUAUGUUAAAAAUCCAGCGGAGGAAAUUUCAGUCUACUGCGGAUUCUCAUGCAUUGUAAAUUUGUACAGCAACUUAAGUGAACAUGCGAAUAGUAAAUUGAAUGAUUAAUUUCUUACAGACACACAAUGAUGCUAGAUAUGCUACGAAGGAUUAUACAUGCUGCAUUGGUAAUGCCUUUUACAGCAGGACUAGUGACAAAGCGUGAAAAUGGCAGAUUUUCGGUUCAUGAUGCAAGUAUAUCCGGUCUAGUGCUAUUGACGACUCUAGUUAUAGCGGUUCUUGAAGUGAUGUUGAUAUUUCCAACCAAAGAUUCUAGAUGGGUGAUGGUUGGAUUACUAGCUUUUGCCAUAUGUAUCUUAAUCACUUGUAGCUUUCUAGUUCACAUAAAAAGCGAUUGGAAGGUUUUUCAUAGACGAAAAGUUACUGACAGACUGAAAUUAGCGUUUCUGUGGCUCUUUUGCUUCGGAAAUAUAGUAUCACAGGCGAUGAAAUUAGCUCUUCAUAUCCAAUGCAAUGUACGUGAGUCAUUAUCACAGAAAUCAAUUUACUAUAUAAUUACUUGGCUUUUCGAUCUCGGACAAACCAUAUUCAUUGUUUAUUUUUCACGAUUCAGAUUUGCAAAUAUUAGGUGUUUUUAUUAUAUACUGAUGUUUUUGUUUGUUGCAAACAUUUCUUUGUGGACACGUAACAAUUUAGACUUGUACUUUGAAGACAUAAAAGACAUUUUGAAUAACUCUGGACACCUAUGCAAUAACGCCACAACUCUGUAUAAAGCAGGAAGGAUACUAAAACCAUUUCUGGAUCCGGUGUUGCUUGAAUAUUGUCUGUUAAGUUUGAUAUUCAUUUCUCAAAUGUGGCCAAAGCAGUACGUGUCACUUGACAACAUGCAUUUAUUUGAUUCUACUUCCCUUUCUCAAGACAAUGGAGAAAAUUAUCCGCUUUUAUCGAGAAAUAUAGCAGUUCUUAACAGGCAUACACCAAUGAAUAGGAAAUCAAAGUGUAUAGUCGGACUUGUUAUAUUGUUUUUUUUAUCCUUCAUUAUGAUCCAGUGCAUUUUAAUGUACAUAACAAAGUUUAACCAAGCUGGUGCACCCAGUGCAUACUAUCUUUUCGGAAACAUUUUGCGAAUACCACUCACAAUCAAAUGUUAUCAUGCAUUAGCUGGAGAACUACAACCAAAGGAAAGGCCACGGAAAAUAAUCAACAUUCAACAUUUUAUUAUCCUUUCAACAUCUCUUGCUACUUGUGGUUACUACAUUCUUGAAAGUCUCGGGAUAUUUCGUAAUGACAUCAGAAUCCAUCUUAAUACAGUUGUUAGAGUUACCGUCACGAUUUUACAGACAACUUUUAUUCUACAGAUGAAGCAAUACCGAAAGUUUAGCAGUUCCAAUUCUGUAUUAUCAAUCCGAAACAUCUUUCUUGUGAUGUGUUUUGUAAAUUUCAGCACUUGGUUUUCGUAUACAUUUAUGUAUGUUCCGUACGAGGGUUUUAUUAAUCAACCGCUGUUUGACAGUACCACUUGGCUGAAAUUUAAGCAUUUCUGGGUUCCGUUUGUAAUUUUCUAUCAUUUUGAAUGCUUUAUAAUGUUUUAUCAUUUCUAUAAAGAAUGAAAUUUCACGAUUUGCAGUAAAAUUCUAAUGAAUGGCCACCAGACUCAAGCUAUCGAACAAUAAGCCAGCGAACAAUAAGAUGCAUCAAGCUAGCGAACAAUGAGCCAGCGAACAAUAAGAAAAACGCGCCAACCUGAUCAUGCCCAAAAACCGAAGACUUGCAAUAACAUGAAACGUGCUUUGAAAUCUGAUGAGAAUCAUUUCCAGUAGGAAGACGAUAUGCAAUUCAUUUUCACAGACACGUUUAUUUGAUACAACUUUUUUUUAAGCCGGGCAUCUAAAAUUACUUUAAGCUAAUCCAUUCUCUUUUUAGUGUUCUCUGAUUAGAGAUGGGUUUAUUGUCUGUAUAAUAAUGAACCAAGUUAUAACAAUAGUUUAUUCUAAACUAGUGUAACGAUACAAUUAAAUCUUCUAGCUUAUAUAUGCGUUUGAAAAGAAAAGAAAAAAAAACGGACUGAUUUUUAUGUUAGAUUUUCUGUUGAAAUAAAAGCUGAUAACUAUUAUACGUAGUUUCUUCUUUUGUCAAAGAACGAGUACAUUGUUCUUAUGAUUCAAAAGUAUGUCGUUACACUGGUAAUUUAUUUAUUAUAUUUCAAUAGGAAGAGUGAUUAGUGUCAGAGUGACACACAAAUAGAACGAGAAACGAAUUGAAAUAAAGAUUUUGGUUAAUCUAAACGACUAUUUUUUUGGAUCCAAAUCACAAAUGAUAAUACUAAGGUUACCUGGACCCAAAGAACCAGGUGGGUAAAGUUACGGAACUUUUAUAACUGAGUUCCAAAGUUGGGGUAUGGUGACCCAACCCCCUCCCUUCUUUAAUUCAUAAAAAAGUCCCUACGGCAAAGCUUUUGUCCACACUAGGUACAAAUGAUAGGCAAUGGCCUAAGGUUGUCUGGAACCAAACAAAUAGGUGGGUAAAGAUACGGAACUUCAACAACUGAGGUCCAAAGUUGGGGUAUUGUGACCUAAUCCCCUCCCUUUUUUAAUCCAUAAAAAGUCCAUACGGUAAAGCUUUUGUCUACACUAGAUGCAAAUGAUAGGCAAUGGCCUAAGGUUGCC